ACCCGAAAUAGUUAAGUUUUGCAGCGAUCUACUAAGUGUGCAAUCAACGUUGGCAUAUAUAUACAUACAAAAUUUUAAAGAAAAGUGAACGUAUGAAAUAAACAACGCGAAAUUGAAAUUAUAGCAAUCUAAACUUUGCCGCAUCAGCGUCUGUGUGUCAUUCCUAUAAAGAGAGAGCGCUACAGAUUGAGAGAAGCUGUCAACAAACGCGAAAUACUACAGCCAAACGUAAUAGUAAAACGAACGAAUUCUCCCAAGUGUGUUGUGAGCAACGGCGCAAUCGCACUCAGCACAUAUUCCACAGACUAAAGCAGAGCAGAGCGAAUUGUCGCUUCGGUCUUGCCAGCACCGGAAGGCGACGCGUGUUUCAGAUUGACGAUAGCCAGCAACGCGUCAAGUAUGCUUUUUAGCAACGUGCGCGUAAAACAAUAGGCGACAGAGACAUACAUAGCUACAACAAAGUAACGAACGUAAGCAAAUAGAUAGAAGUGGAAAGAGUGAGAGAGAGUAAAUGGAUGUUUGCCACCCACAGCACUAGCGCUGAGCAAACCAUAGCGAAUGUGUGAAGUGCCCGCCGACUAACUCACUCACACAUAUAAACAUACACACUCACACAACCACAAUCGACCAACAUACAGAAACUCUCGCACGCGAAACACAACAAAACGGAACGUGAAGAGAAAAAACGCCCACCGUGUAGCCCUUCCCCCUCCGUUCGCUGCUAACUUGUGUUACCGUUGCCAGAAGCAACCAUCACGUCACAGUCCCCUAAGCGGCUGAAGAAGAGAGCCUCCGUUGGAGCCCUGCGCAGAAAUCGAUUUUUUUUGGCAAUUUUCGUACGUGCUUCGCUUACGAAGUCAACCUCAACCAUAAUUCGUUUAAAACACAGACACAUUGUGUCCAAAUGUAUGCAAACGAGGCCUAAGCGCUGCAAAUGCACUGCAAUUGCGAAUUCAUGUGAAUAGCUAAAACCGAACAGGUUAACUGCAACGCGAUCGAUCGGCGAUACCGAUGCCGAAAACGAAAACGAUACUCACGCUGUCGCUGCCCCACCCACCCUCGCGUCCUGUGUAAAUGUGAAUGUUAAUGUGUGCGCAAAAGCAACGGCGAUCGGUGGUAAACGCAAGCUGUUUAUCGACAAGUGCACCAUAAACAGCCCAAAAUAAAAUGAAUAAAGCGAAAAGCAAAUAAUAAAAAAAAGUGCUAAGAAAAAGUUUUUCGGGUAUAAAUCCUACGCAUUGUUAAAAAAUAAAUAUCUGUGCACAGGCAGCAGCUAAAAUAUAUAUUUAUUUAUAUACAUACAUAAACGUAAUUUCUUGUUGCCGUUGUUUAAGCAAUCGCCGUGAGUCAUAAUUUAACGUUUUUGUUGUUGCUGCUCACCACUUGACUUGGCUGCCUGGCAUUGAGGUGCUUGCUGGCUCUGCUCUGCUACUGCCACUGUAGUCGCUAGACGCUCUCUUUGCGGACUCUCUUGAGCGCUAAACACGCGCGCCGUUAACGAAAAAGGCAAAAAGGAAAACGAUAUAUAAAAUAUAUACAUAUAUAUGUUGGAGCAUAUAUUUAUAUAUACAUACAUACAUCUAUAUAGAUAUGUGUGUCUGCUUGUAUUAUUAAGCAAAAAGUGAGGUGCGUGUAACAAACAAAAUACCAGAAAGCAGCAAACAAACAAACUAAGGACAAAUGUUAAAAGAAGAAGUCGUAUUUAUUUAGGGCAUGCGAAAUACCAUUUAGCGGCCACAAAAAUCUACGAAAAAUCAAUAGUCGUCACUUUGUAAGCAGCAAAAAAAUAGAAUUAGCAAAACGCGUGCAAACAAGUUAAGCAACAAACGAGCGACGCUACAAAAGUUGACAGUUAACUGCUAAACGAACACACGAAUAUAACAAAGCUUACGUAAAAGCUCAAGUGAAACUAUAAAUGCAAUUGCCACUGCAAUCGCAAUUUUCAAUCUGCCAUUAGCUAAAUAUACGAAAAACACAAAAACACAAACUAAAAUAUCAACGAAUUAGGCCGUAAAACAAAUUGAAAAUAAACAAAAAAUAAAAAUCAACUAGUUUUGCUUCCCGCUUGAAGCUCUGUCAAAAACGCAAUGACGAAAGACAGAUUAGCCGCCUUGCACGCCGCCCAGUCGGACGAUGAGGAGUCGGAGGAUGUGGCCGUCAAUGUGGAUGGCCAUGAUUCCUAUAUGGAUGAUUUCUUUGCCCAGGUCGAGGAGAUACGAGGCAUGAUUGAUAAGGUCCAGGACAAUGUAGAGGAGGUGAAAAAGAAACAUUCGGCCAUAUUGUCAGCACCACAAUCGGAUGAGAAAACCAAACAGGAGCUGGAGGACCUAAUGGCCGAUAUCAAGAAGAACGCGAAUCGUGUGCGUGGCAAACUCAAGGGCAUCGAGCAGAAUAUUGAACAAGAAGAGCAACAGAAUAAAUCAUCGGCCGAUUUACGUAUACGCAAAACGCAACACUCGACGCUGUCGCGAAAAUUUGUCGAGGUCAUGACCGAAUAUAAUCGGACCCAGACCGAUUAUCGAGAGCGCUGCAAGGGCAGAAUACAGCGUCAACUGGAGAUAACGGGACGUGCGACCACAAACGAGGAGCUGGAGGAUAUGUUGGAGCAAGGAAAUCCAGCUGUUUUCACUCAGGGCAUCAUCAUGGAAACGCAGCAGGCCAAGCAAACACUGGCCGAUAUCGAGGCCAGACACGCGGACAUCAUGAAGCUGGAGACAUCCAUCAAGGAGCUGCACGACAUGUUCAUGGAUAUGGCAAUGCUGGUGGAGUCGCAGGGCGAGAUGAUCGAUCGCAUUGAGUAUCAUGUGGAGCACGCUAUGGACUAUGUGCAGACAGCAACUCAGGACACUAAAAAGGCGCUCAAAUAUCAAAGCAAAGCGCGACGAAAGAAGAUCAUGAUACUGAUAUGCUUGACUGUGUUGGGUAUCUUAGCGGCUGCAUAUGUUAGCAGUUAUUUCAUUAUCAAAGCAAGCAAGUAGCAUGCAUAAACAAACAUUGUAUUUUCACUAAAAACAAACAAAACAACCACAAAAAAACACCUAAAAUGUUUGACAAUGAGCAAUGCUUAAGCCUAAGUACGAAUUGCACCCAGAAAGCACUUUCAAUACAAAUAACAAAAACAGAAUCCAAACAAAGACAACAAGGCGAA
Messenger RNA from Drosophila hydei, 3148 nucleotides. It is a transcript of the gene Syx1A, whose product is annotated as syntaxin-1A. The record is from RefSeq and is a predicted model, not a curated record. The coding region runs from base 2088 to 2978 and encodes 296 amino acids. Gene Ontology annotation, molecular function: SNARE binding; SNAP receptor activity. The transcript has 2 exons. Gene Ontology annotation, cellular component: plasma membrane; presynaptic active zone membrane; synaptic vesicle. NCBI's taxonomy places the organism in Eukaryota, Metazoa, Arthropoda, Insecta, Diptera, Drosophilidae. Gene Ontology annotation, biological process: synaptic vesicle fusion to presynaptic active zone membrane; intracellular protein transport; exocytosis.